GAAGAGUUUCCUUUCGUGUCGCUUAGGGGUUCCUCGCAAGCACCAUCUGACAGAGAAAAGCCCUGGCUCCCGCCCCAGUAGCUUCUAAUCCUGGUCCCCGCGCCCAGAAAGCCCGGAACCGGCAAGCCUAGCAAGGCGUUUUGAAAGGGAACAGGACCCCCCGAGUACAGGAUGCGUUUUUGCCUCACAAAAGUCCCUUGGAGGUGGGGGGACGGCAGCGACCUGAGGCGCAGGAAAAGGAAAGCACACGGCGAGCGGCCCUUGGAACCAGGAACGCAAAACCUCGGCCCCCAGGCUCCCAUUUCCAGAUUUGCGGGUGACCUCCUCAAGAUGGCCGCCGCCUGGGGGCGGGCCGCCACGCUGCAUGGGUGUUGAUUGGGUGAGACGACUAGAUGGUGAGCAAUGAUUGGUUUACACGGCGCGAGCUGGGCGGAACCGGAAGAUGGUGUGUGCCAAGGGCUGCCGGGGGCCUGGGGCUCGGCGUCGGUUCCCGGGGGAUGUGGAGAGCUGGCAGCAUGUCGGCUGAACUGGGAGUCGGAUGCGCAUUGCGGGCGGUGAACGAGCGCGUGCAGCAGGCGGUGGCGCGGCGGCCGCGGGAUCUUCCAGCCAUCCAGCCCCGGCUAGUGGCCGUCAGCAAAACCAAACCUGCAGACAUGGUGAUCGAGGCCUAUGGACACGGGCAGCGCACUUUUGGCGAGAACUACGUUCAGGAACUGCUAGAAAAAGCAUCAAAUCCUAAGAUUCUGUCUUUGUGUCCUGAGAUCAAAUGGCACUUCAUUGGCCACCUACAGAAACAAAAUGUCAACAAACUGAUGGCUGUCCCCAAUCUCUUCAUGCUGGAAACAGUGGAUUCUGUGAAGUUGGCAGACAAAGUGAACAGUUCCUGGCAGAAAAAAGGUUCUCCUGAAAGGUUAAAGGUUAUGGUCCAGAUUAACACCAGCGGAGAAGAGAGUAAACAUGGCCUCCCACCUUCAGAGACCAUAGCCGUCGUGGAGCACAUAAAUGCCAAGUGUCCUAGCCUGGAGUUUGUGGGGCUGAUGACCAUAGGAAGCUUUGGGCAUGAUCUUAGUCAAGGACCAAAUCCAGACUUCCAGCUGUUACUGGCCCUCCGGGAGGAGCUGUGUAAAAAGCUGAACAUCCCUGCUGACCAGGUUGAGCUGAGCAUGGGCAUGUCCGUGGAUUUCCAGCACGCGAUUGAAGUAGGAUCUACAAAUGUCCGAAUAGGAAGCACCAUUUUUGGAGAGCGGGAUUACUCAAAGAAACCCGCCCCGGAGAAGUGCGCAGCAGACGUGAAGGCCCCGCUGGAGGUGGCACAGGAGCACUGAGCCAGGGAAUACUGAGAGCACUAACUAUGCACUAACCUAGAUUUUCAUUUCGAUAUUCCCUGUGUCCCAGCACAGUCCUGCUCUCCUAUGACCUGUGGAGAGCACUAAUGAUCACGUGUGUUGAUGGAAACCAUCUGUGCUUAGUCUCUGACAUAGGAAGCUUGUCUCAAGCAGUGACUUUGGAUUGAGUUUGAGAAAUUCAAACAUUUCUGCAGAACAGAUACCAAAUCAAUAGCUAGGAAUCGUGUUCAAUAUUGAAUUCUGCCCAGGAGCAUGAACUGAUCCAUGAAUGCCUUUUCCAGGUUAAAAUUUGGUCACUGAUGCCUCUAAUCGUGGAAUUCAGAGGGAUUCCCCUUUUUCAUCUCAUUUUAAUAGGAAAUUCCUUAUGGUUAACUACUCCCUACAAACUCCUACUACAUUGUCUAGAUUGCUGCUCUGGAAUAAGGUGAUUUCUGCCCCCAGAUUCUUCCCUAGCCGAUAGAUAUGGGAAGAUAUUCCCAACUGUGGAAUGGCAGUACAGGCAACUUCAGGAAAUGGCUCGGGUUAAUUCUCAAAACACAAAUUGUUGCUGGCCAGGCACGGUGACUUAUGCCUGUAAUCCCAGCAAUUUGGGAGGCAGAGGCGGAAGGAUCGUCUGAGCCUAGGAGUUCAAGACCAGCCUCAGCAACAUCAGGAGACCCCAUUUCUACAAAAAAUUUAAAAAUUAACUGGGCAUGGUGGCUGAGGUGGAAGAAUCACUUGAGCCCAGAAGUUUGAGGCUGCAGUGAGGUAUGAUUGCACCACUGUACUCCUACCU
Molecule: messenger RNA, 2121 nt
Organism: Rhinopithecus roxellana (golden snub-nosed monkey)
Lineage: Eukaryota; Metazoa; Chordata; Mammalia; Primates; Cercopithecidae
Gene: PLPBP
Product: pyridoxal phosphate binding protein
Exons: 8
Coding region: 393-1325 (310 amino acids)
Cellular component (GO): intracellular anatomical structure
Molecular function (GO): pyridoxal phosphate binding
Source: RefSeq, a predicted model, not a curated record